AUGGAGGUGUUUGUGUCUUCUGUUCAGGAGUGGGUGGCGUUGAGCGAGAUCGAGUGUGACGUGUGGAAAGUGCAGGUUGCAACGCAUCCCUCGGGGCACUUCGACACGAUCGACCCUGUGUCGAGGAAGAAACGGCCAGGCAAGGAGACCCAACUUGAGCUGGACAUGGUCAACUACUUCAGUCUCGGGAUCGAGUCACGAAUCGGGAUCGGUUUCGACCGAAAUCGUACGGAUAGCGCUUUACUCAACCGAGCCGCUUACGUCCUUGAAGGCCUCAAGAAACUUCUUUUCCAUCGCAGCCUAUACGUCAACGAAUGGAUCUCGCACAUCGACGUCCCUUGUGUCUCCUUGGUCAUGCUGAAUAUACCGUCCUUCGCUGGUGGAUUAGAUAUUUGGAAGUCGUCCGCUGGCAAGAGUGGACUGGAUCGACCCUUGCCGGGUUGGGAAGAUUGGGUUAAUCCACCGAGUCUUCCCUCCGCCGGCUCGGAGUGCCAACCCAUUCCCGAAAUAAAAUCAGGCAGUACUGAUCGUAGCCCUGACGGUCCCACACGAGCUGCCAACACGCCGCAUAGCGGGACCGGAGCUGAAUUAGUGUCUAGCGUCCCGGUGUCUAGCGUCCCGGUGUCUGGCGUCCCGGUGUCUAGCGUCCCGGUGUCUGGCGUUUCAGCGUCUGAUGUUCGAAUAUCUGACGCCUAUAUAGUUAGAAAGUUUAGUGACAAGAUUUGGAAUGCUCUUAUGGAGGGAGCCGUGGGUCAGUCCGUUAACCAGGCUGUCGGUGAGCAGAGAGUCAGCGAUGCCCGACUAGAAGUCGUAGCAUUUCGGUCUCUGUUGGAAUUGUCGUUAGCGAAUCUUCAACAUAUAGCACCCAACAUUUCCUCGGGAAUGAGAGUGACCCAAAGCGCUAAGCACGUUCUCAUCUCCUUCAAGAAACGACGGAGAGGCAGAAGAACUCCCCGAGUCUACUUCCAAGUCGAUGGGGAAUUUUACAUCGGACAUCGAAUCAAAGAGUACCCUUCCCCUACCCCUUCCUUCACCAUGCCGCCGCCCUCACCAUCUUCAUCCCCACAUCUCCCGUUACAGGAUCCAAAUAAACCACGCAAAACGAGUCAAAGUCUUAAUAAGUACGGAUCGUGCCGUCAUGAGAUAAUGCGACAAAGAUUUACUUCCAAGCUUUCUGCCAAACAAUACCCCAGACAGGGAUGGUCGGCCUUUUCUCUGUUAUGCUUGUAA
Molecule: messenger RNA, 1230 nt
Organism: Gregarina niphandrodes
Lineage: Eukaryota; Apicomplexa; Conoidasida; Eugregarinorida; Gregarinidae
Product: putative diacylglycerol kinase
Exons: 2
Coding region: 1-1230 (409 amino acids)
Molecular function (GO): ATP-dependent diacylglycerol kinase activity
Source: RefSeq, a predicted model, not a curated record